Messenger RNA from Onthophagus taurus, 1260 nucleotides. Its product is annotated as Zinc/iron regulated transporter-related protein 88E. Gene Ontology annotation, biological process: zinc ion transmembrane transport. Gene Ontology annotation, molecular function: zinc ion transmembrane transporter activity. Gene Ontology annotation, cellular component: plasma membrane. The record is from RefSeq and is a predicted model, not a curated record. NCBI's taxonomy places the organism in Eukaryota, Metazoa, Arthropoda, Insecta, Coleoptera, Scarabaeidae.
UGUAUUGCAUAAAAUGAAUUCAGUCCUGAAUAAAAAUUAAAAUGAAUAAUAUAAACGAUAACAACAAUUAAACACUUUGUGUGAUUAUAACUAUUAAACGGGAAUUCAUUUUUGCAUCAUUCGAUAUCGAAAGUUACUCCUCUAUUACUCAUACAAAAAUCAUUUGGUAACCUCACUUUUUCUAAUGGCAAGAGAAAGGGUUUAUUACAAUAAAUAAUUUCCUAUUACAACGAUCAACACAAAAAAUUAACUUAAAGUUUUUAACAAAAUGGAAUUAAUUGAAGCUAAAAUAACGGCGAUGAUCGUAUUGGGUUUGAGUAGUUUAAUAAUCGGGUUAUUACCGGCCCUAUUUACUCGAUUAACGACGAGAAUUCCAAAAUUAUUUUUAUCCUGUUUGUUGUGUUUCGGUGCGGGCGUAUUAUUAUCAACAUCUUUGUUACAUUUAUUACCGGAGAUUCGCGAAGAUUUAGGCGCUGAAAAUGAAAAAUACGCCGAAUUAAUUUUAUGUUGUGGUUUCUUUAUUUUGUAUUUUGUUGACGAAUUUGUAAAUAUCUUUACAAAGACACAUCAUCAUCACCAUCAGGUUCAACCACAAAAUUAUGGAUCAACUUCAGAAGUAAAUGAAAAUACUCCAUUGAAUGGAAGACAAGUUGAAAACGAAGAUAUUUCACAGUUGUGUCAUAUCGGACAUGAAGAACCUUGUAGUAAUAACUUUACUGGUAUUUUUAGUUUAUUGUUAGCUUUGACUAUUCAUGCUGUUUUGGAGGGAUUAGCUGUUGGGUUAGAAAAUAGUACUGAACAGGUUCUUAUGAUGUUGGCAGCUGUAGCAUCUCACAAACUGGUUGUGGGAUUUUGUUUAGGUGCUGAAUUAUCAUCAGUAAGACAAAUAAGUCCUUGUCAAUAUUUUAUAGCAAUAGGAUUAUUUGCGUUUGGUUCUUCAUUAGGAAUUGGAAUAGGAACAAAAAUAGCCAAUUUACCCCAAGUUUUACCGCCUUUGUUGAUGCCAAUUUUGCAAGGUUUAGCUGGUGGGACAUUAUUAUAUGUAACAGUAAUUGAAGUUUUACCCAGAGAAAGAGCUCAAUGGCACAAAUCCCAUUUAAGAUCACCAGGCAUUUUACAAUUACUAUCAACAUUGAUGGGAUUUACAGUUAUGACUGUACUUAUUUUUUAUGUGUAAAUAUUGACAAUCAAAGUAACUUAACAAAAUGUGAUAAUAAGCUUUUCUUAGAUAUUAAUGACAAUAACAACUUUGUUAUACAA